CAAUAUCUGCAUACGGGCAUUGGUGGAAGUAAUAGAAAAUGGCAGCGACAAGUGGAUUUAGCUCCACUGAAUCGCUAAAUUCAAGUAUUCAAGAAAUUCCCGACCCCCUAAAACAACUUUAUCCAGCUGUGAACGAAGAAGAAACCCCUCUUCCGAGAGCAUGGAGUUCCAAAGAUAAAUACAACUUCAUUGGAUUAACUCAAAAUAAUCUGCGUGUGCAUUACAAAGGAGUGGGGAAGAACCACAAGGAUGCAGCCAGUGUCCGGGCCUCCCACCCUAUCCCCCCGUCCUGUGGCAUCUACUAUUUUGAAGUCAGAAUCAUCAGCAAGGGAAGAGAUGGCUAUAUGGGCAUUGGUCUGUCAGCACAGGGAGUUAACAUGAAUCGAUUACCAGGUUGGGACAAACAAUCGUAUGGUUACCAUGGUGAUGAUGGCCAUUCUUUCUGUUCCUCGGGAACUGGUCAGCCAUACGGACCAACAUUUACAACUGGUGAUGUGAUUGGCUGCUGUGUGAACCUCAUAGACAACUCCUGUUUUUACACAAAAAAUGGAAUUAAUUUAGGCCUCGCAUUUACAGACCUGCCGUCAAAUUUGUACCCCACAGUAGGACUUCAGACCCCAGGGGAAGUGGUGGAGGCCAACUUUGGUCAGACUCCGUUUGUCUUUGACAUAGAGGAUUACAUGAAGGAGUGGCACAUGAAGACCAAACUGACGAUAGAGAGGUUCCCUGUCAGUGACAAGAAGGGGGAGUGGCAGACUGCACUACAACAGAUUGUAUCUACGUAUCUGGUGCACCACGGUUAUUGUGGCACAGCAGAGGCAUUCUCCCGGUCUACAGGACAGUCUAUAGAGGAGGAUAUGUCCUCCAUCAAACACAGACAAAGAAUACAGAAGCUAGUAUUAGCAGGACGCAUGGGUGAAGCAAUAGAGACCACACAACAGCUUUAUCCAGGAUUACUAGAGAGAAACCUUAAUCUGUUGUUUAUGCUCAAAUGUAGACAGUUCAUAGAGAUGGUGAAUGGGACUGACACAGAGGUCCGAGGUCCAGCUAUUCGCAGCCCAAAGUCACGGCACGGGAGCGGAUCUAACCGUUCCAGUCCCAACAUGAGCCCUGUCCACCACACAAAUUCAAAUUCACAGAAAAACACUCCAAUAGGAUCUCGUGGCAAUAGUCCUAACCGACCUAUAGGUGUUAAAGGUCAUAGUUCAGGUUCAUCUUCACAAACAAGUCAAAACUUACAGGUGUCACAAACAAACAACCAGAGUGUCGGUGAUUUAAAGACUAUAUCAGAGGAGCAUAUGAAUCACGCGAACAUAGCAAUGAACGGUUCCGGGUGUCACAUGAUUCAGGACGAUGAUGUAGAAAUGAUGGACGGACUUGUUACAGAGACUAAAACAUUCACAAAUGGAAACUCAGAAGGGACGUACAUGAACGGGAAUAAUCACACAUGUAAAUCAGAAGAGAUGGAUGUGGACACCCCCUCAGGUAAACGGCAGCUAUGUGGAGGAUCUCAGGCAGCCAUAGAGAAAAUGUUGCUGUUUGGGAGAGACCUUCAGUCAAUGAGCCAGAGGCUAAAACGGGAGUACGGCAAAAGCGAGAGCAACAAUAAAUCUUUACAAAAUGCCUUCAGUUUGUUGGCAUACUCUGAUCCCUGGAACAGCCCAGUAGGGUACCAGUUAGACCCGGUGCAACGAGAACCAGUCUGUGCUGCCUUAAACAGUGCUAUAUUAGAAUCCCAGGGUCUCCCUAAGCAGCCUCCACUAGAACUGGUGAUAGCUCAGUCUACCGAGUGUAUGAAGCUAAUGUCCAAGGCCAAGAUCGGCUCCUGUGCAUUUGCCAACCUCAAUGACUACCUCCAUUGACAACGGAGAGAAAGUAUCGGUGCCUGACAAGUCCUAGAGAACCCAGAAGUUGUGUACACAAAAAACAUCCUGUGUGUCAGAUGAAAACGUACACGAUAUGCAAUUCUUCUCAAGUUCAUCAUAGCCGGUUCAUUUUAUGCAUUUGUAUAGAUGUAAUGAAGACAACAUCAUAUUUGUUACAAAGUGAAGAUGUUUUCAUGAACCGAUCCAGUGGAUUUUCAUUCAGAUUUUAUCGUGUACAUGAUCUUGUAAUGAACAGGUUUUUAUGAGUCAUAGUGUUGUGUGUGUUACAAGAUUGUUUUCAUCUUUGCUCAGAACAUGUAGUAGCUCUUGAAUUGCAUAGCCACUUAGAAAUUAAAACAGCUAGAAUUGACAUUUUCACAACCCUAUUUGACUUGUAUUGUGUGUUCUGUCUCUAGAACAAAAGACCAAGAUAACUCCUUUGGGUGUAUAUUAAGUUGAAAGCACAACUUUUGUUGUGUUUUCUGCUAUAAGAAAUGAAUUAUCAGUCAAGCUGUAAUAUGAUAAGAUUGUCCUCCUGUGUUGCAAUGCUACGUCUCUUUGAUUUUAGUCAGGUGAUUUGAUCUCAUCCACAUGCGUUCUGCGGAAUGGAUCUUUGAAUUGAUAUUAGCAUCAAAACAAUAAGUGUUGGUUGCCACUUUUGAGACUGGGAUAUGAUAUGGAGAGUUAAUUACAUAAUGACAGGAUGUCAUUCUGAUAUGUACAUAGUAUGUUUAUCCACAUGUAAAUGUGCACAAAGUGUACAUGGAGACCUCAUAGAUUGGCUUUCAUUAAAUGGUGAAUGGUUUUAUAAUGUAUUGCAUAAUUUACUGUUGUGAUCCAAGGAGGUGAUUGAUUGAUUGAUGGAUAGAUCGAUCGAUAAUGGAAACUUAAAAUUAUUGAUAGAUAUGGAUAUUUAUUGUUAUCAAGACAUCCGAGGUAUGACAUUUUGAAGGAGUAUUGCUAUUCAGUCUAUUUAAAGAUACAUUUAUUUAUUAAGAUGAGAGGAUACUUCAUAUGCAAGUUCAAUACUAAGAGCAAAUGUUUUUUAUUAUACCAAACAGCAGUGAAACUAUAUCUAAUGUGUGUGAUAUUUCAAAGACAUUAAAGAUUGUACAUUUAAA
Messenger RNA from Magallana angulata, 2986 nucleotides. RefSeq names its product ran-binding protein 9-like. The record is from RefSeq and is a predicted model, not a curated record. Gene Ontology annotation, cellular component: cytoplasm. Gene Ontology annotation, biological process: cytoskeleton organization; cell surface receptor signaling pathway. Bases 39 to 1862 code for a protein of 607 amino acids. Gene Ontology annotation, molecular function: protein binding. Lineage: Eukaryota; Metazoa; Mollusca; Bivalvia; Ostreida; Ostreidae. The transcript is spliced from 12 exons.